GCGGGAGCCUCAUUCACCGGUUUGAUGGCUGCUGCUUGGUUGCUGCCGCUGCUGCUGUGCGCCGUCGUCCCGCAAGGUAUUGCGGGUGCGUACUACGGCAAGCUGAUCGGCCCGAUCAAAACGAACGCACACGGCUUUACUGGAAACGUGUACGCUGCGAAUGACAACAGCGUCAUCAUCACCGACCUCAACUACGACGGAGAAGGCCCAGAGGCCUUCUUCUGGGCUGGUACCGGCAAGGAGCCCGACGAUAAGGGCCAACAAGUGCCUGACGAGAACGGCAGCGUGGCGGUCUUGAAGGCCUACAAAAAUGCCCGAGUGCUGCUCACCCUCCCCAAGAAAAUCACCGACUACCAGUACCUGGGCAUCUACUGCCGAAAGUUUGGGGCGAACUUCGGCCACGUGAGCAUACCAAGCGGCUUUGAGCUCCCUCGAGAGCAGAGCCUAGGCCAGCUGACAACCAAGGCGCACGAGGCCCAUGCCGCCGAAGUGGUUCUCAAGGACAGCGCUACUGUGGAGCUCAAGCAGUUCAAGUAUGACGGCCAAGGUCCAGCCGCCUUCUUCGUGGUGGCUCCGAGCGUGAAUGCCAGACAAGCGGACAUGGUGAAGCUUCUCGACGAAACUGGCAAGGACUCCAAGCUUGGCGCGUACGGCGGAAAAGAUAUCGUCCUCAAGCUACCGGACGGCCACCAUUGGAACGAGUUCAGAUGGUUCUCCGUGUACUGCUUUCAAGCCUCGGCGAGCUUCGCUGACGUCGCCAUCGACGUCGCCGAGAAGCUGCCCGUCCACAAUCCUUCGUCGGUCGCAGCCGCAUCAGCCGGUGUCAGCCCCGCGGCGACGCUGGCUCUGUUGGUCCUGGCCUGCCUGGUGGCCGUCUCAUAACAAGCCGCUCUCGUGGCAGCUCCAAGGGACCAAUGACCAGCUGUUCCUGCUACCAAGACCCUUUGGUUGGCUGCUUUUGCGAAACAAUAAAAAGAAAAGAUGAGCAUGCGGCACUUAAAGCACUCUUCCCAGAUCUUCCCGACGGCCCUUGGCGGCGAAGUCUCACAAAAGACAGCAGGCAUUCGCUCACCCGAAUGAGAACUCGUAUAAACAACGUCACACCUGCAGAGGUCGUA
Dermacentor silvarum is the source of this 1118-nucleotide messenger RNA. RefSeq names its product protein Skeletor, isoforms B/C-like. The coding region runs from base 25 to 882 and encodes 285 amino acids. Lineage: Eukaryota; Metazoa; Arthropoda; Arachnida; Ixodida; Ixodidae. The transcript has 9 exons. The record is from RefSeq and is a predicted model, not a curated record.